CAGCUUUGGUGGUUACUACAGAAUUUUUGAUCCUUCAACUGCAUGGUGGGCUGCGGCAGUUAUGGCUGUGGAAGUUUCACCCUCACAGCUUCUCAUGUUGCUGCAGUUAUUGCAGUGUGAAUUUGCAUUAUCAUGUCAAGGCCUGUUGAGAGAAUAGCAGAGAUCAAUGAUGGAAAAGAGCUUUGGAAGAUUGUUGUUAGGAUUCACCACCGAUGGAAAGUUGUCUCCAACAGCAAGGAACAUUUUGAAAUGAUCUUUGUUGACAAAUUGGGAGAUGAUAUUCAUGCUGUUGUUCCAGCACCGCAUGUGUCGGUUUUCACCGAAAAAUGCUUAUUAGGCCAUACUUAUACUGUAUCUAAUUUUAAGGUGGUGCCUUAUGUUCUGGCCUUCAGGGCAUCGGGACACAGAUAUAUGAUAAAGUUUACUGCUGGAACAUCUGUUCUUGAUGAAGACAAACAUGAGAUACCCGCGAAAUCGAUUUUAUUUACAAGUUUUUCAGACAUCAUAACAGGGAGGUUUGACAAACAUGUUCUGAUUCAUGUCAUUGGAAUGGUGGAUAGUAUUGGUUAUGCGCAGACUGAGUCAGGUGCAAAGAAGCAGCAAAUUAGCAUGAUGUUGCGUGAUCACAGCAACAACAUGUUGAACUGUACUCUGUGGGAAUCAUACGCGGAUCAGUUCAUCAAGUUUAACAAAGUUAGGGUUGCUGCAUCACUACCUACAGUUGUGUUGCUUCAGUAUGCCAAAGUGAAGGAAGAAGGAAAGUAUCCUCUGUCUGUGACAAACACCUACAAUGUGAGCCUUUUAUGUGUUGAUGCUGAUUUUCCGAUCAUGAAAGACUUUAUUGAUAGAAUGCCUGAGGAGAGCAAGGUAACCCUGUCUGACCAACUUGGAGGGAAUUCCCAAUAUUCCUCCCAAAGUUCUGAAAAUCAACAGCUCACUCCUGUCCAAAAAUUGUUCUCUAAGGCUGUUGUUUUGCCUAUUGCUGAGAUUAUUCAACUUACGGAUGUUACAUUUUGCGCUACUGUCGCUACAACAAAAUUAUUAGUAGCAUCUCCGUUUGGAUGGUUCUAUCGUGCCUGCCAUAUGUGUCAAUCUAUAGCGCGCGGGGACAACCCCCCCUUUGAGUGUGAAUCUGGUCAUGAAACCAUGGCCGAAGUCCUGAGGUAUAAGAUUGAAAUUGAGGUUACUCACGGGGGCCAAAGCUGCAAUUUUGUCUUCUGGAACAGAGAAUGUGAAAUGCUGUUGGGUUUAUCUGCAUCGCAACUUCGUAACACUAUGAUUCAGGCUGGAAUUACUGAUCCAUUGGACUUUCCGUUAGCACUUGAUCAGUUGUUGAAGUUGGAAAUGGCUAUGAAGGUUAAGUGGCAUCCACGCUGGAAGAACUGUUCCGUCGUUAUGAUUAUAAAAAAUGAUCCUAUUAUCCAGCAACUUAAGGAAAAAUGGGGAACAGAUGAGGAACCUAUUCCAAUCCAAACUGUCGUACCUGAUACUCUGGAGAUUAAAGAGAGUGUUGAUGAAGCUAAAACAGAUGCCAAUGAGGACUGUGAAUUGGUUACAGACCUGGAAAUUACAUCUGAACACAAGCCGGAUGCUGUUACACCUGGUGGUAAGAGACAUCUUCCUGCUGCAUCAAGUGAAUCUAUUGAUGGGGAACUGUCAUCAAACAAGCUGAAGAAGAUAAUUAAAAUGGAGAAGAUUGAUUAGGAAUAUUUUUAUUUUGUGUGUGUUUUGCUUAGGUGUUUGUUACAAAAACUGAAUGUUAGUUUCCUUUGCUUUUAAUCAUGUGUGUGAUUUCAUUUUCUGUAAUAAUUAGUGCAUGAAU
Molecule: messenger RNA, 1822 nt
Organism: Vicia villosa (hairy vetch)
Lineage: Eukaryota; Viridiplantae; Streptophyta; Magnoliopsida; Fabales; Fabaceae
Exons: 13
Coding region: 133-1704 (523 amino acids)
Source: RefSeq, a predicted model, not a curated record